This is a messenger RNA of Malaya genurostris, 1400 nucleotides long. RefSeq names its product NADH dehydrogenase [ubiquinone] 1 alpha subcomplex subunit 10, mitochondrial (gene ND-42). Gene Ontology annotation, biological process: mitochondrial electron transport, NADH to ubiquinone. Gene Ontology annotation, cellular component: cytoplasm. The transcript is spliced from 3 exons. NCBI's taxonomy places the organism in Eukaryota, Metazoa, Arthropoda, Insecta, Diptera, Culicidae. The coding region runs from base 150 to 1358 and encodes 402 amino acids. The record is from RefSeq and is a predicted model, not a curated record.
UUUGACAAUCUCAGUUUGUUUCGUCAUCUUCGAUCGACCGUUCAUUCUCAAAACAUAUUCGAACUUUUUCGUUCGGGAAUUAACUUCCCUGUGUGAUAAAAUCAGAUUAAUACCAAUUUUAAACUAAGUUUGAACACAUCAGAACAAACAUGUCUGGUUUGUUUCGAGUUGGUGUCCGGUUUGUGAACCGCCCAGCAACAGUGAAGUUAAUUCUUCAACCAGAAGCAUGCUCCCCGAUACUGAUACCCUCCUGUAGCAUCUCUGGUAAGACACUGCGCGGUUCCAAUUUGAGCAGACCGAAGCCUUUCCCAUACCUCGAAAAGAAAUACACGGCAUUCCAAGCCUGUAAAGAUGUUCUGUUUAAAACGACUACUAACCGAUUCGACGAGAAUACAAAGGUUGUAGUUGUUGAAGGACCAAUUGCAGCGGGAAAGUCUGCAUUUGCCAAGGAGCUUGCCAUUGAACUAGAGAUGAAGUAUUUUCCGGAGGCAACUAUGGACGGCUGUUACAAAAAUUCAUAUGGGUAUGAUAUGCGUCAAUUAGAUCCUCGAUUACCGCUCAAUAUGCGAAGUUUCGAUGCUAACAACUUUCUGCAAGAUCCCACUAAUCGCAAUGUAGCGAGUUUUCAGCUUCGCAUGUUGGUUCAACGCUAUUCACAGUAUAUCGAUGCACUAGCCCAUCUUUUUUCCACUGGUGAAGGAGUUGUGUUGGAUCGAUGCGUGUAUUCUGAUUUUGUCUUUGUCGAAGCCAUGUUCAAAAAUGGGUUUAUUUCCAAAGGUGCUCGUUCUGUUUAUUAUGAUUUGGUCAAAAACACUUUUUCGGAGCUCAUGAAACCUCAUUUGGUUAUCUAUCUGGAUGUCCCUGUGCAGAAUGUGAAAGAUCGUAUCAAAAAGCGAUCUCAUCCAGCUGAAGUCAACUCGAAAGCAUUAACCGACAAAUAUCUAACAGACAUGGAACAAAUUUAUAAACAGCAAUAUUUGAAGGAUAUCAGUACCCAUGCUGAACUAUUAGUUUAUGAUUGGUCGAACUACGGUGAAACAGAAGUCGUUGUUGAGGACAUUGAACGAAUCGAUUUUGAUCGUUUUGACAAAGAUGAUACUCACAUGCGUGAUUGGCGUUUCGAGAAUGAAGAAGAUUGGACCGAAGCACGUGCUCGUUAUAUGGACAAGUUUGACCUAAUGAACUACUUUAACGUACCACGCUACGAUGUACCCGAGUUGAUUGUGUCACCAGAAGAUUACAAAGAAUGGUACGAAGUUUGGUAUGAUGCUCCUGGCAUGAAGUUCAGCAAGGGAUACAACGCUGAGUGCGGCGACCAAGGUAUUCUCACUAAGACGAAAAUAGAGAAACGUUUCUAGUGUUGUAAUUAAAUGAGAAUAUAUUGAAAUAUCUUUCGUUCA